Messenger RNA from Leucoraja erinaceus (little skate), 3286 nucleotides. Its product is annotated as afadin- and alpha-actinin-binding protein-like. The coding region runs from base 648 to 2480 and encodes 610 amino acids. The transcript has 13 exons. The record is from RefSeq and is a predicted model, not a curated record. Lineage: Eukaryota; Metazoa; Chordata; Chondrichthyes; Rajiformes; Rajidae.
GCAUAAAACCUAUGUAUUUAGGAAGCUUUCAGUCACCUGUUGUUGAGACUUUUUCUAUGUCUGAUAAUGCCUCCCUUUGGCUGAUUGUACUGUAUGAAUGAUAAUGGUAACCUCUGAAAUAGCUGCUGCGAGUGUGAGAGAGAGGGGGGCAGAUAAUUUGAGGGACACCACCUUCUUGGGACACAUCCUAUUUUCAAGGCCAAGUUUGUGUUGAGAUAUUCUUAGGUGGACACUGUGCCAAUUAAGAUAAUUCUGGAUUUUGUUUCACAAAUCCCCUCCCCUCUGCCCUGGUCAAUGGUUAAAUGCUCGGUCAUCUGACUACUUAGGUUACAAGAAACGUCAGGGAUAUCUUAUUCGGGUCCUUCCCUGCAUUUUUUCUUUGUUCAUAUGUGGCUACAAGGAACUGCAGAUGCUGGCUUCCAAAACAAGACACAAAGUGCUGGAGUGACAGCAGGUCAGGCAGCAUCUCUGGUGAUGUUCCUUCAGUCUGAAGAAGGGCCCCUGACCAGACAUGUCGCCUAUCCAUUCUCCAAAGUUGGACCUCCUGAGUUAUUCCAGCACUUUGUGUCCUGUUUUUCUUUGUUCAAUUUCAGUAAAAUAAUCCUUUUUUUUUGCCUUUGGGGAAAGUUGGAUGACAAAUCAGGAAGAUGAGUAAUUGGAAAAACUCGUCUUUAACUGAAGCGGAGAAUACCCCAGAUGCGAAGAGUUUUGUGUUUAGGCGUGUCUCCCAAACUGCUUCACCGUUCUCCGCGGGCAGUACCAUCACCUUGCACUCUUCCCCAGCGCGGGCACUUCAGAAUGUCUUCAGCCAAAGUGCGUUCUGCUGGGCGGACAACAUAGAGGAGUGCCUCGCCUACCUGAGCAAGGAGCUGAUUGCCUUGGGACUACCUUCGCUCUUCACUGAUGAUAGUUUUGAGGAGAGUCCCGCUUCAGGCUUUAACCUUGUUGCCCUCAUAAACUGCACACACUACCUGCUGCAGCUCCACUGGAAGAACAUGGCCAAAGUGGAUGAACUGGAAUCGGCAAGGUUUAAAUCCUUCAGUGAGCAGGAUUGCAUGAGAAGCAGCCAAUUCAAGUUGCAGGAGCAGGCGGAAACACUGGAGCGGGAGAUCACUGCUCUGCAAGCCAAGGACCAGCAAGCCCAGAAAAACAUCCGCAACCUGAAUUCACUCCUGAAAAGCACCAAGGAAGAGGUGGUCAAGCUGCAGAACAUCAUCUCGAGCCGGUCUGCCCAACAUGCACACGACAUGAAGCGGAAGGAGCAGGAGCUGAGCAAACUGAAGGAGAAGAUGCAUCACCACCUGACGGAUAAGAAGGACAAGAGGAUGUCUAUAGACAUCCUGAAUCAAAUUGGACGAUCUGAUGGGCGUCGCUCGCUGUGGAGAACGGGCAAGACUGAAUCAAGGAGGGAAGGAGAGAUGUACAAAGUUCUCACCGGUAACUACGAGACGCAACUCAAGGAUCUGGCCCUGGACAACGCAGAGUUGAAGAGAGCUCUCAACCGCGUGAACAGGGAGAUGAGCGAAUUUCCCAGUUCUCAGGAGAAACUCCGCCGUCAAGGGUCCCUUCAGUCGCUAGUGCAGGAGGAAGAGGACACCCUCGAUGAAUCGCAUGAUGCGGACAGGAAGCACCUUACUGACGUCUUUCUGAAGCAGUGGACCUCGUUAAAGGAUCAUUUACAAAAACUGCAAAUGGCUGGUGCCCACAAGUCGCCGGCCAGCAGGGAGGACGGGCAUGCGGUCAGUGUCACCGACCACGACAAGGAGAUGGCCAAGCUGAAGCUGGAGCUGGAGCAGAGCAAACAGAUCAUCCGGGAGCAGCAGCAAGUUCUCCAGGACCAGCUGGCUAUUGAGAAGGAUGAUCUGGCCCAGGGUCCCGACUUACUGGAGGAAAUGGAAUGGUUCAACAAGGAGCGACAGCUGUUUGAGGAGCAGAGAGCCAACUUUAAGACGGAGAGGGAAUCGUUCACGGAGGCAGCUAUUCGCCUGGGUCGGGAGAGAAACGUGUUUGAAUCGGAACGUGCACAACUCAGAAAGGAGCAGUUCUUUAACCUGACGCCGUUUCGAGAGCGCAGAGCAAAACCUAGACUGAGGCUACGCACUGCUUGUACCAUGGCUAGUCCAGAUCGGGAAAGCUCAUCUGCGCUUCUAGCUGGUCACAAGAUGGGCAGGUGGACCAUCCAUUCACACCGGCCUCUGGGCACCCUAAGCCCACCACCCAAGGGUGCCCAACCAAGGGGUGCCAGCUCGCGGAGGUAUUCCCUGCCCGCCUCCCACGAGUUGUGCCAUGCCUUGGGGGUGAUUCCGGAGCGGAGCUUCAGAAUCGCACCGACUGCGCGCCUGAGAAGAUCCUAUAGCCCAACCCGUCAGCAAGAAUCCUCCACUCAAACGAGGAACGACUCGGGCUGGAUGAGCGCGGCCCUGUUUAUGAACGAGUCUGAUGAUUCUUUGUACAUUGGGCCCUUGCACUCACGGUUUUAAUUUGCCCCAUCGCCGCUGCUACAGUCUCGUACACCAGCCGGGACACAAGUGAAGCAAAACAUGUCCAUCUCGACAGUAUCUGAAGAUAGACACGAAAAGCUGGAGUAACUCAGUGGGACAGGCAGCAUCUCUGGAGAGAAGGAAUGUGUGUCGUUUUGGGUCGAGACCCUUCUUCAUACUGGUUACAGAUUAGGGAAAUGUACAAUAGAUGAUAAUGUAGAGAGAUAAAGAACAGUGAAUGAAAUAUGUACCCUUUCCACUUUUUUUGCAUAUCUUUCAUUCAUUUGAUCGAUAUCUCCAUCUACAGUUUGCCUUUCCCAUGACUCAGUCUGAAGAAGGGUCUCGACCCAAAAUGUCACCCAUUCCUUCUCUCCAGAGAUGCUGCCUGUCCCGCUGCGUUACUCCAGCUUUUAGUGUCCAUCUUCGGUUCGAACCGGCAUCUGCAGUUCCUCGCUACACUGACUGUAUCCCCUUGCCUUGCUGCUAAAUGUAGAUGAGAUUCCUCGUUGAUUUUACUGUAUAUAAUUCCCGUCAAAGCUUUUCUUUCGAGUGGCAUGAAGUAAUUUAUUGCAAUGUUUUAUAAUGAAAAACCGUCUGAGCAUUAGUUUUUAAAAUUGAAGUUGUAACACUGGGUCUGUGAGAUGUACAAAUUAAAUUUAAAUUUACUCCGGUGCAUGUAAUUUUGACAAACUUUCCGGGACCUGGGGAUUGUAGGGGUAAGUUGAUGCUCCAGACCCUGUACUAUUGUAGUGUUGACCAGCAUGCAAAAAAGUGUGUUUUAAUAAACUUUCCUUUUGCCAAUACAA